Gongylonema pulchrum is the source of this 291-nucleotide messenger RNA. Lineage: Eukaryota; Metazoa; Nematoda; Chromadorea; Rhabditida; Gongylonematidae. The record is from the annotation of a GenBank genome assembly.
AUGCUUAUGGCAGUGAUAAGUCCUGGCCCAGAUACCUCGAAACAUGAGGACAAGAAUCUCGUACGGUCCAGAACAUUUCCCGGUACUGGUGAACUUGAUAUGCUUGUUGGAUUUUUCGUCAUGAACGGUGCUUGCAUUGCUGAAGGCGGAAUUUAUGGUUCUAGUCCAUUCGUGCUUGAACAGGAUGCCUGUUCACAUUCAUUACUGAAGUUACGGCCUAUUGAGUUCGAUUAUUUCACAAAUAACUUUUCGUUGCAGCUUUCUUUCUUCUCUUCGGCUCAUGUGUCAUAA